GCCUCGGAUUCCGUUAUUUACAUGGCCGUCCUCUCCGCCUAUGACGACACCCCUGAGAAGCCACCAAUGGGAGCCUAGCGUUGCCGGAGCCUUCAUUUGCAUAUGAGCACUAUAAGUAGCGGGGGCCGGCUCAGCAGUCUUCGUUGUUCGUUUCUCGCAGUUGCUCCUUCUCUUCUUUUCAGCCCUUUCUCUGUUGCCGAUAUGCCUGAGCCGGCCAAGUCUGCCCCUGCCCCGAAAAAGGGCUCCAAGAAAGCCGUGACCAAGGCCCAGAAGAAGGACGGCAAGAAGCGCAAGCGCAGCCGCAAGGAGAGCUACUCCAUCUACGUCUACAAGGUGCUGAAGCAGGUCCACCCCGACACCGGCAUCUCCUCCAAGGCCAUGGGCAUCAUGAACUCCUUCGUCAAUGACAUCUUCGAGCGCAUCGCCAGCGAGGCUUCCCGUUUGGCGCACUACAACAAGCGCUCCACCAUCACUUCCCGGGAGAUCCAGACGGCCGUGCGCCUGCUGCUGCCCGGGGAGCUGGCCAAACACGCCGUGUCCGAGGGCACCAAGGCCGUCACCAAGUACACCAGCUCUAAAUAUCUAUGCUGAAAGGGAGAAGAGCAAGUUUGAAGCCAGGAGAAUGGAAUAACUCCUCAGAGCAUGUAAUAGAAGGCCAGUCAGGAAGAAUAAAAGUAUUGCCUGCAACAUUUGCGUACAGUGGUGGCUAGAUUGCCUCAAUUUGUAGCGAAUCCAUUUGGCAUUUUUUCAUGAGUUUCUCAGUAUUUUGAAGCAGGUGAGGAAUGUUGGGAGCAGAUAGGGCUCGAAGAAGGGAAACAGAAUUGAGGUUAGGUAAGAGUACAAAGUAUUUUCUGUACAAUGAGGAGAGUACAAGGUAGCAAGAGAUUCAGUGGUAGCUUGAACUGUGCAACUGUAAUGUGGAAGAAGAACAAGAAUGAUGGAACUGGAAGGAGAAUAAACAGCUUAGAAGACAAUGUUGUAAAGCAAACCAGGUAGUGUUAUGUAGUAAAACAGAAAUCAAUGAUUCCUAUGAGACAGCAAGAAAGAAUAAAGCAAAAUAAAAAUAACAUCAAAGAAACUAAUGGGAAAAACAUAAAGGAAGGAGGCAUAGCAGUACUGGAUCUUAAACUAUAUUAUAAGGUGGUAAUUAUCUAAACCAGUUCCUACUAAGAUAUAGAAAGGUAGAUCAGUUGAACAGAGUAGACAUACAAUCUACAGUAGCAACCAAAAAUUGCUGGGUGCUUGACUAGUGUAAAGACAGGUUUUGGGGAUAAGAAUCCAUUAUUUGGUAAAAAUUGAGAAAGCUGAAAAACAGGCUGAAAUUGGGCAUAGACCAAUAUCUUGCACCAUUUACCAAGAUAAGGUCAAAAUGGAUACGUGAUCUAGAUAUAAUGGGAGAUAUUACAAGAACAUUUGAAGAACAUGGAAUAUAUAACCUAUCAGACUUAUAGACAGCUGAACAAUUUAUGAACAAGAGAUAGAGUGUGUUGUUAGACAUAAAAUGGAUAAGUUUGAUUAAAUUAAAAAGGUUUCAUACAAAUAAAACAAAUGUAGCCAAGAUCUAAAAGAAAGCAGAAAAUUGGGGAAAAAAUUUUAUAGACAUUUCCUCAGAUAAAGAUCCCAUAUCUCAAACAUGCAAAGAACUGUAUCAAAUCUAUAAGAAUGUGAGUUAUUCCCCAAUUGAUAAAUGGUCAAAGGAUAUAAACAGGUAGUUUU
Molecule: messenger RNA, 1716 nt
Organism: Vombatus ursinus (common wombat)
Lineage: Eukaryota; Metazoa; Chordata; Mammalia; Diprotodontia; Vombatidae
Product: histone H2B type 1-F/J/L-like
Exons: 2
Coding region: 103-591 (162 amino acids)
Cellular component (GO): nucleosome
Molecular function (GO): DNA binding; protein heterodimerization activity; structural constituent of chromatin
Source: RefSeq, a predicted model, not a curated record